Molecule: messenger RNA, 1824 nt
Organism: Paraphaeosphaeria sporulosa
Lineage: Eukaryota; Fungi; Ascomycota; Dothideomycetes; Pleosporales; Didymosphaeriaceae
Exons: 5
Coding region: 95-1651 (518 amino acids)
Source: RefSeq, a predicted model, not a curated record
AUGCAAACAGCGGCCAAUGGUUUAUGGGUGCGAUUCCCAAUAGUUCACUGUCGUUCGUCAUUUCCCACUACGGCCACGGUUGAUUCGACAGGGCAUGCAUGAUCAAGACAUGCAUUUGAUGUACCUGCAUCUACAUAAUGCUCUAUUCCCAACCUUCUAUCGAGUAACGACGUCAAGCAAAUUACACAUCGUUGUCACCGAGAGCUCCUUCAACCACCCACUUCCGCCCUUUACAGGUCCUGACAACACACCCCACCCUACCAAGCAGCACACCAUGGGCUGUCUUAUGAGCUGCCUGAUGCCGGUGACGUUGUACAUCUGCAUCAAGAAGUGCCCGGAGUCACCCUUCCACGGUGACCCUGACUUCUUCAAGGGCGUCCCUCCCAUAAGUACCACCACGCUUGCACACACCUGGUCCGACCUCCGCACCGUGUACACCGCGUCCGAGAUGUGCGAGUUGCUCCCUGGCAAGGUGUUGGAUACAGACAAGUGCGCGGUCGACUUUUCGGGCGUAGAUGCGGGAAUCCUUGGUGUGCUGGAAGGUGUGGGUUCGCCGGGCGUUGUUUGUACGGUGAACCUCAAGGAUGCUGGUACUAGAGGCUUGCAGGAGAAGCAGGACGCUUGUGCUGAGCUGCAAGGCGGGUGGACGGUGGGGAACCGUGUGAUUCGUGCCAUGGAGAAUGCUAGCUCUACGCGUCCGUUUGCACUCUGCCCAAACAACGCGCACGCAAACACUUGGUGCUCAUUUCGUCUCGCUUCCACCUCACCUCGAUCUUCUCUCAGAUAUUACCCGCCAACAACAAUGGUGGAUAACCGGAACAGCGCUCCUCGCAAGCGCAGCCUUCGCAACGCUCCACCUCUUACCUCUGGCUCCAACAAUGCUCGUCGCACUUCGGGCCCUGACCGCAGGCAAGACGGUGCCCGCUCCGCUUCUCCCCUACAACGAGGUGUGCGCUCAAGGGAUUGUGAGCGAGAGACUAGAGGGGACAUUGGACAGCGAUACCAGCACAUGAAGGACGCGGCUAGAACUCAGCGUACCGUAAAGAAUGACCACUACUCCCCCAAGGCUCGUACGCCAGUGGAGCGCAUGACCGCAGGUCAUUCACUUUCUGCUGGGCGCAACAGCGGUCUCGUAAUCUCUAGCCUGCACGAGGACCAGACUGUAGUCCAAGACACCCUCCGCAACGCCGCCCACACAGCACGUUACUUAGAAAACUGCACCGCGGAUACGCCAGACCCGUUCAUCGCAUCCGAGAAUAACUCAGCGUAUCUUCAGCCGCCGCAGAACAUGUCCCAGAACCCUGACUUAGUCAAUGGAAUCUUGUUGGAGUCCCUGCGCAUGGUCGACUACUUGCAGCGCAAUACCACGUCAGAUGCUCGACCUUACCGCGCUUCGCCAGAGGUGGCGAGGUACUUGGAGCAUAUCCGGGAGAGAUAUCCUGAGGCGUUGGUGUAUGGGAGGAUGGAUGGGCAAGAUCAAAGUCUAGAGCGACUGGAGAGUGUUGGUGUCGGUGAGUCUGUGACGAGCCCUGUGGCGGAUCCAGAAGGCUCUGACGGUAAUGGUGAUGGCCAUUUAGGAGAGGCAGACAUGGACUGGUACACUGCUGUUUGGGAUGAAAACUCGAAUGAUGCUGCGAAGGGAGAUGUUUGAGUUGACUCUCCACUAGCAGCGUAAACGCUCAGCGUAUUUGCGGGCCAUGAGCUGAUUAAGCGAUCCUGGGGGUACACAAGGGUGAUUGGACUGUGUAUUCAAGUCGUCGCAUGCUGAGCUCUUCAGGUCGGUAGUUUCGUUGGCAAAGUUGCUGCGGCGCGCAUAUUCAUCCG